UUUCUACCAUGUUUGUCUUCUAAGACUUCUUUUAGAUCUCCAAACCUCCCAAGUUGAAAUCUUGAUGCGAUUUAAUGGCUUGUCUUCUGGUUUUGAACAUUGGUAACGUAUCAAGUUGACUUUUUGACGUUGUUUCUGAACUUCCAUGGCUGCCAAAAGCACCACCAUUUGAUCUGGAACUUGGUACAUGUAUCUGCUCGGAGAGAAGAUAUGGUGCCAAAAGGAGACGGAUUCGUACAUGCACGGACGGAUUCAUCCCGCCAUGUCUGCCUCACCAGCCUACUGACCUGAAUUUAUUUCCCUGCCCCUCGCCUUCUGCUCUCCCCUUGCAGCUUGCCGCUCCUCGCUUCCGAGACCUGCUCCUUCCUCCGCUCGCCCCUCCGAGACAAUAUCCGCCAUGGAAGCCGUCGCUGAUGAUGCCGCCAUGGACGCCGUCCAAAGGCGCCUUAUGUUCGAGGACGAAUGCAUUUUGGUGGAUGAGCAAGACAACGUCGUUGGACAUGAAUCUAAAUAUAACUGCCAUCUGAUGGAAAAUAUUGAGUCUCAGAAUGUGCUCCAUAGGGCUUUUAGUGUUUUUCUCUUCAACUCAAAGUAUGAGUUGCUACUUCAGCAAAGGUCUGCAACAAAAGUAACAUUUCCAUUGGUGUGGACAAACACCUGCUGCAGUCAUCCUCUUUAUCGGGAAUCCGAACUUGUCGAGGAGAACUUCUUAGGGGUCAGAAACGCUGCACAAAGGAAGCUAUUCGAUGAACUCGGAAUACCCGCGGAAGACUUGCCUGUCGAUCGAUUCACUCCUCUCGGUCGCAUGCUCUACAAGGCGCCAUCUGAUGGAAAAUGGGGGGAGCACGAGCUGGAUUACCUGGUCUUUGUGGUUGCUGAUGUGAAGCUGCUUCCCAACCGGGACGAAGUCGCGGAUGUCAAGUACGUCAACAGGGAGCAGCUGAAGGAGCUGCUGGAGAAAGCAGAUGCCAGCGAGGAGGGUGUUAAGCUUUCUCCCUGGUUUAGGCUGGUGGUCGAUAACUUUCUGAUGAAGUGGUGGGACUGCGUGGAGAGCGGCACUCUGCCGGAGGUAGCAGACAUGAAGACCAUUCAUAAACUGGUUUAGGAAUUGUUGGACGAUGUGAUGAUGAUCCUGCGGAAACUGAGGGAACUCUGAUAAAAUAGUGUUGACCAUGCGGAAGUAGUUUAUAAUAUAUAUCCUGCCCAUGCCGUUGACUGUGGACAGUUUAAUAUUAUCAAA
Musa acuminata AAA Group (dessert banana) is the source of this 1240-nucleotide messenger RNA. Its product is annotated as isopentenyl-diphosphate Delta-isomerase I-like. NCBI's taxonomy places the organism in Eukaryota, Viridiplantae, Streptophyta, Magnoliopsida, Zingiberales, Musaceae. Gene Ontology annotation, molecular function: isopentenyl-diphosphate delta-isomerase activity. Gene Ontology annotation, cellular component: cytoplasm. The coding region runs from base 398 to 1105 and encodes 235 amino acids. Gene Ontology annotation, biological process: isopentenyl diphosphate biosynthetic process; isoprenoid biosynthetic process. The transcript has 7 exons. The record is from RefSeq and is a predicted model, not a curated record.